AUGGCAAAGGACAAGGAGCGGGCGAUCAAUCCUGCGGCUGCGCAGCGGAAGCAAGACAAGCAGAAGAGCCUGAAGAAGGGCAAGGCGGAGCAAUUGGCACGUCGGAACGAGAAAUUGGCUCGCCGCAACCCAGACCGAAUCCAGCGACAGAUCAAUGAUUUCAAAUCGAUGGAAGAGUCGGGCCAACAACUACGGCCGCGCGACAAGGAAGUCCUGGAAGCACUCGAACGGGAUCUACGGGCAGUUUUGAAAGCGCGGGAAGCUUUGGGCGAUAAGGCACCCAAGUUCAGCCAAGGCGGGCGAGACGGCCCUCACGGCGCACGAAGAGAAGGAGGAGACAAUGUACUGGGCAAGCGGAGGCGAGACAAUACUUUCGGGCGACAGCAAGAAGAGAGUGAUGGAAGCGAGACAGACGAGGAUGUACGGAGGAUACCCAUGCCGCGCGAUACGCCACCGCCCAUUCCCCGCGAGCACCAGCGGAAGCGUGGCCCGGCACAAAACGAGGAUCCAGAGCGUUGGGGACCCCACGCGCUUCCGUCCAGGCCGCCAGUGGUCGAGGCCAAGACGGUUUACGAGGCAAAGCCGGAGAUCCGUGACUUGCGAAAGGAAGCUGUGAACAAAUUUGUUCCCUCGGUAGUCCGAAUGAAGCAAGAUUCCAUUAGAGGUACGGGCAAAUUGCUGGAGCCGGAGGAGAUGGAUAAGCUCGAGAAGGCUGGGUACACGGCCGGGCCUGCUGGGGUUCAACCAAGCACCACGACGGAACAAGAAUCUACUGCCGAGGAGUUGCGGUUAUUGGAAGAGGAAGAGAAACGAUUUAACCAAGAGAUGAAGAAGCAUGCUCACAUGGAAGAGGUUGAAGAUGAGGAUGCGUAA
Messenger RNA from Penicillium cataractarum, 873 nucleotides. RefSeq names its product WW domain binding protein 11. Gene Ontology annotation, biological process: RNA processing. NCBI's taxonomy places the organism in Eukaryota, Fungi, Ascomycota, Eurotiomycetes, Eurotiales, Aspergillaceae. The transcript has a single exon. Bases 1 to 873 code for a protein of 290 amino acids. The record is from RefSeq and is a predicted model, not a curated record.